AACAAGAGAAUUAUCAGGUUAAAGCAUACGAAGAGAAGAGAAAAUAUUAUACACAAUCACAAUAAUUGGAAUCAAUCAACCCUUCUAAAGGGUUGAUGAAAGUGCAACGUAUAGCAAACCCGUUAAGGAUUUGUGAAAUUUAUAAUCCCUUUCAUAAACCCUUCAGGGCCAGUUUUUGCAACUCAUAAACCCUAUGUUCAUCCCUUUUUCCAGGGUUUAUGAAAGGGUUUAUAAUGUCUUAAUAAACCCUUUAAAAGGGUUUGUGACACGUUGCACUUUCAUAAACCCUUUUUUCGUUUUUUAUUCUACGGAUAUUUUUUACAGUGUACCGUAUACGACACGGCGAUAUACGGCCGUAAUACGGCGCAUACCAAAACGUUAAAAUACGGCCCGUAUACGGUCGUAAGUUCGGCGUAUACGGCCGUUUACGGUCGUAUCUAGUCGUCGUAAUGCUCGACCUGGGGAACCUUGAAUACUGUUUUAGAGGAAUGGGAAAAGGUUGGAAUAGCUUCCUUACAAAAUCAAAAAGAAUAUAUCAAAUUUUUAUGCUAUAAUGUCGAAGGUUGGGGCGCUCGCGCAGUUGAAGCUAUUGAUUUAGUGUAUGAAGUUCAAGCGUCUGUUUGUAUUUUUACAGAAGUAGGAGAGUUAUGGAACACAUGUCGAUUACCACAUUUUAACACGUUUUAUCAAAAAGGUACUAACAAGAAUGGAGGAGUAGAAGGUACCAUUCGAUCAGGUGACUUUAAUGCAACAGUGAAAGAAUGGAAUAGUCCAAUAACUGACAGGAGAGUUCAACGACCAACACGUCUAAGCGCUCCCUACGUAAUGUAG
Messenger RNA from Rotaria socialis, 831 nucleotides. Lineage: Eukaryota; Metazoa; Rotifera; Eurotatoria; Philodinida; Philodinidae. The record is from the annotation of a GenBank genome assembly.